GCGUGAGGAGCCGCGAAGCCGGCGGAUUGUUGCCUUUUAUAAUUGUUUUACUUUGAUUUUGACUUGUUAUUUUGUGAGAGAACACUUGUUUUAAACCUUUUGUCAGUGAAACAUCCCCUGCUAUCUCCAUGGAAGCCACUCAAAAUGAAGAUUUAUGGACUCUGUUUAAGUCGCUUCAGCAUUUAGUGGAAAGAGCAGUUUGCAGUGAAGAUGACUCAAUUCUUGAUCCACUGCAAAAAGCCUUGCAGAAACACAAGCAAAACUUCCUCACACUUUUGAAAAACCCACCCAAAGAUGCCAAAGCGAGAGAAGAGCUGUCUCGGGCCACCACAGAAGGUAUCCGUCUGGGUGGCUUGGCACAGCAGUUGUUACCCCAGGAGCUGGUUGAUGAGAUCAUCAUCAUCUCCGAUAUGUACAACCUGAACGAGUACAUGGUCCUGUAUCUCUUGACUACAGCUCAAUCACAGAUGGUGUACCACCCUGGCUUAACCCGAGGGUUGGUCGCAGUGCUAUUGUACUACGAUGGUCGCAAGGCGUUGGUGUCAGCUCUGCGUAUGCUGAUGCAGGCAAGACACGGAGCUUUGUGGACGGUUGAUGCCGCCCCGGAAGUCACUCAUUUCAUCACUGCGUACACUCGGGACCUACUAGACAACGAUCUGAUAGUCAAGGUUCUUGGUGUUUUAUCGUCGCUGGACCUGUCCAAGGAGAUGGAGCUGCUGCAGAACAACCGAGCGCUGGGUGGUCCUCGUCAUCAUCAUACCGUAGUCAACCUGUUCCAAGAGACCAGGCAACUACUGGCAGACAUUGUGUAUCUGGUGGCUGCUCAGAGUGGCUUGCCUAAGGAGCCUACAGACUGCCUGUUGGAGCAUCUACGUGGAUGGAAGCCGCAGACAGAUGCCAGCGGAGGAGUGGAUGGUGUUACGCUCUCACUACAGAUGGCUCUACUGUAUGUUCUGGAUGUCGGAGUACUGCAGCGUAGGGAAGACGGUGAAGAGCUGUUGGAGAAGAUGCCCCUGAUCAGCGACCCAAGGUUCAUGCCUGCGUUGCUGAGAGAGUUGUCUCCGCGUGACAGUGAGCGUCCGUGGCAGUGUGAGGGACUCAAGGCCUUGACACAACUUACACUAGCGGUCACGUUGACAUCGCUACGUGUCGCUCCUCCCAACAUACAACCUCAGGGAGUAUAUGAAGAGGAUGAAAUUUUGAUCGACAGUGCCAUUAAGAUGAAGGUGUUUCAAUUUUUAAACAACUCAUUUCUGUUAAAUGAAACUAUCUACAAAGAGGAGUUUUAUCUGAGAAGGCUGCACAACCUACUGACAGACUUCAUCAUUCAGAUGCCUCUGAAGCUGAAAGAACUCAGAAACAAAGCUGAAGACGCUGCUAAAACUUACAACGCUUAUGUUCAAGAAGGACUAGACCCACCAACCAAUCUAUCCCAGAGUUAUGAGCAACUUCUUCUCUCCCUCUCCCGUCUGUACGGUACAGACCCUCUCAACCUACAACUGGAGCUGGACUACUGGUGUACGGACGGAGCUCCACAGAACUACGCUUAUCGCAUGCCUCCCCGACAGGUGAGCUUGUACAAGUUUGUACGUCAGAGUGGAGAGUCUCUUCCGCCAACGUUGUUUGUUCCGUACAUGAAAAUGCUGGCAUCCCUAGCAUCAUGUCCUGCAGCAGCUAAACAGGCUUACCAACUGCUGAAGACAAACCAGCCGCCACAGUCAAAUGUUGCCUGGGAUCAUUUUUUUAGCUCGCUAAACAGGUACUACACCAGUCUAAAGCAAGAGCUACCUCCCAUGUCGGACACGGUGUACCGCCACCGUAACUACCCCAAGGUGAUCACCCCCCUUGAGAUUCAUGGGCUGCAAGCGGUGUUGCUGGUCAUCAGGACUGUUGCUGAGCAAGACGAGAUUUCAAGACAGGCCCUAGUGGACACCUCGGCAUGGACACCAUUGCUAGGUCUGGUCACAUGUUCGGUACACAUCGGUCUCAAGGCAGAGUUGUUGUUGACCUUGGCUGCUUUGGGAAGGUCACCGGCCACUGCCGCAGUCUUGUGGCACAACCUGGAGGCCUCACAGAUCCUGGCUACCAUCCCGUCCACCAGCAGCUACCUGCCACGCGGUCUUCAGACCGAGCUUGAGGAGGUUGAGUCACGCAAUGAAGAGUUCCCUCUGACCCGAGCAAUGCUAGUGCUGCUUGACGUGCUGACUGAUGUCCCUAUUCCCCGACUGCUCGGGUGCGGCACCCGGACACCUGGGUUCCAUCCGUACCUCACCUUUGUGCUGCACAGUGUCUUUUUGCGGUUCCACACCCGCUCGUACAAGAGCGUGCAGGAGAAGUGGGAGGUGUGUCGCCUGUGUCUGCACCUGCUGGUCAAGCUGAUAUCCCAGUAUGAGCCUGCGCCUGAAGACUUCGUAGCCACCAAGGUGCAGUUGCAAGGCGGAGGAACCACGUCUGUCAGUCCACCACCUGGCUUUCACCUCAUGUCUGAACUGUGCUCCAAGUCUCAACUGUUCCGACUUGUAAUGCAACUUAUAGAGGAGGCGGCCCAGAUGCUGGACACUUACACAGUGUUUGUAGGCAAGACGACAUUAGAGGCUGCGGCACUGCUGUGUCUACAGCUGUUAGACUGCGGACUGCGACUGCAGCAACGCUACCUGCUGGCUCUCAGUCAGGCCUCUAGUUCACUGCUGUUGACACCUCUCAACAAACUGUUGUUGGGCAUCAACUCCACCACAGGCAAGCCUGAUCAUCUGCUCAACAUCGCCAAGUACGUGACCUACAACAGCUGGCUGCCGAGUCACGCGCUCUACACUGUGCGUAUCUUCCUGGCUGUCACCAUGUAUCCGGUGCCUCAGUCACAGAUAGUCUCUGUGCUCACGGCCACUCAAGCACUCACCACUCACGUAAGACACGGCUUUGUCGAGUGUUUGGAGGCUGAUGAUGAGGACCCUUCGGAUGAUCAAGAUAACUUGAGUGAAGCUACGAAAACUAAGGAGGCCAUAUUGAAACUGUUGCUGCAAUGUCUGAACCACACACCACCCAACCUGGCUCACUACCUGCUGGGCUUUGAUUUGGACAAGGAUAUCUCCCAUACUAACUUCCAGCAACCUGGUAUGCUGGGUUUCCCACUGACAUGUCUUCACGCUGUCAUGUCCCUACUCAACACUGGACUGAGAGCUCACUCCGAUGUGACGGCUCCUUCAGUCAACCCUCGCCUCACAGAGCUCUGUUACCAUCUUAUCUACGCGCUGGCCGCUAACGUCAGGACGUCCGAGCCUACUCUGAGAUUCCUAAGGUCCUCGGGAGACUUUAUACAACGUCACCUUGCCGCGUUGCCAUUCAACUCAUCGAACAAGGGUUGUGAUCUGACCCAGACUGCGUGGCUGCUGAAGACUGUUGCUAUAGAGCUGAAGGUGACAGCUGCCCAUCAGCAGAUGUCUCAGUUGACCAAUCUAGUCAACGUGCUGGUAGUGGACAAGGAAGUGCUUCGAGCUGACCGCCACCUCGGCAACGUCACCUCUGGAGUGCAACUUACUCACUCCUUCAAAAACGAUUUAGUGGAUCUGUCAGCACCAUACAAGCGUCUGAUACUGCAGUUGCUGGGAGUUUUGUCUUUCAACAUAGAGCCUGUCCCCACCCCCACCUGGGAGUUCUUUGAACACAGCCAGAUGGAGAGUCUGAUGGCCAAGUGUGAGGUUGCCAGUCCAGGGGGUUUGAAGGUGAUCAACAUCAAGCGUCUUCAUCGACUGCUGGUCAAUGAACUGUCUGUAGUUCAGGGUAGCUCCACUGUGGCUCAGCGGCAGCUCAUCCUGCGAGAAAUACAGAACGUGUUAGCUCAUGCAGUCAGACAGAACCAACAACACCACUUAGCGUCAGCCACCGUACAGUACCUGGAUGCCUGGAGACAAGUGACCGAGGUGUUGUUCUCAGUGGCUCCUACCGAAUCACUCCCCUUUCCUCUGCGCUUCAGCCUGUUACUGCAAACCAUCUUUGAACUGCUCACCAAGGUACUGAACGCCACGGUGAUGACUGAGCUAGCGAUCCUGUCGUCCAACGCAGUGUUACUGCUGCUGGUCAACGUGCGUCACUGUCUCACACAACAGCUGGGCAAGCUACAGCUCAGUGGGGCAGAGGACGCAGGUGCCAAGCUGCGAGCCUUCCUACAGGCCAAGGAGAACAUCCUGCGCGACAUCAGCAGCUGCCUGCUCAAGUGGAUAUUGAGCUCAGUGUCUUCACAAAAGCUGCGUGCCAACCUGUACGCAGCUCUGCUCAGCUUUCUGCAGUUAUCUCGUCAGCAGUGUGAGCCGAUGCCUGCACGACCGGUGGAGAUAUCUGGUGGCAACUACGUCAGUCUACUCGACCAGCAAACUCUCUCCGUCAGCAAACAUGCUUGUGUCCAGGUUCUGUUGGGUUUCGGAGAGAGAUUGUUGACUACCUUAUGUCAAGACUUCUCGGGUGGUCAUGACAUCUGUAAGAUGCUGGCCUUGUCCUGUCUGGACCUGAUGAUAGAGAUGGAUCCUAACGGCCACUGGGUGUCAUUCUUGUCCUCCAGAGGCUACCUCAAGUUCCUCAUCGAUAGUCUGCUCGCCUCGGACCACGACCUCGUGGAGUUAGUCACCAACAACAGUGACACAUUGCGACCGCUCUACGUCUAUGAGAGCAAAAUGGCUCUGUUGUGUAGAGUAGCGUCAACUCACAGUGGUGCUGAGCUGCUACUAGAACAAAACUGUCUUUCUUGUCUGUCUUCUCUGCAAGUGUUGGAUAGACACCCAGAUAUCACCCCCAGAUUUGCACAAACAAGGUCAGCUAAGUCAAUGGAGCUAGACUUUAUCCCGUCACCAGCCACUCGCUACCUUCAGAUAUUCUCUCCUGCUCUGACAUUGUGUCAGACGAUUCUCUCUUCCCUCGGAGUUCACAACCAGUCAGCUGUAGCUCAGGUGAUACAUUUCCUCAUGAGUCACAGUGACACGGUGAACCAAGUGUUGCGUUGUGGCAGUCCCUUCCUGCAGCCCAACUUUCUGCAUGAGUUGCAACAGCUGACUGCAGUCAUUGCCAGAGCUACCAACCAGGAGGUAGUGCGCCAGAUGACUGACGAGAGCGUACAGAAAGGCCACCUGUUGGAGGGCAACCUCUACUUCGGAAAGACACAGAAUCUGAUGUUGGGACUGCUCAGUAGGUUCGUCCUAUCAGAAGCCACUCUAAAGGACCUCACCAGCUCUGUAGACCCUGACCGCAACAACCCUCAAGCCAGGGCAGAGGUGGUGCUUACGUUUUUGCAGAUUGCAGGGAACUUGGCCAUGUACGCUCGUAACCUUGUGUCUAGCAGUGGCCUGGAUAAGCCUCCUACAUCGGCCAUCUUAAAACCCUCCCUUCUGGAACCCAACGUACUGGACAAGAAAGAAGUGUCCCAGAGCAGUCUAGGAGUUGUUGUACAACAGAUGGUACAAUGUGUCAGUCACUUCCACAGGGAGAAGGUAUCGCUAGACCUGUUGGUGCGCAAGUACCAGUCCAUCCCUGAUCUUAACUCUACCACUGUCAAAGAGUUUCUACCAGAAGGGUACAACCGUUUGAGUUCACUGGAUGAGUCCAAACAAGUUGUGAACCAGCUGAUGCUCAAGGAGGUACAAGACAAGAAGUCAGAGUUGGAGAUGUGCGAGUUCGUCAUAGAGAACAGUCUCUACUUGUUGUGGGCUCAUCUGGACGUCUACAUGCUGCAGUCAAUACCCACCAAGACACUGAUGGGCAUUAAAGCACAAAAGCCUAUGAAUCCCAGAGAGAAUAGUUGGGGAGUCUCUAUGGAGGACCUUAACAAACUGAAGCAAGGACUUGUGUCAGUCUUCAAUGAUACCUUCUGCAAAAACCUCAUCACUGUGUCACAGGAAUUGAGUACAGGAGACCGAGGUUAUGUCGAGGCUCUUGUCAGAAGAAUAAAGAAACUCAUCCAGUUUGUCCCCAGCAAAUGAAUGUCUCAUUAAUGUGUAUUUUGUAGGUAUAAUAAAUUUCCAUUUUUGUUAAUUUA
Messenger RNA from Macrosteles quadrilineatus (aster leafhopper), 6019 nucleotides. Its product is annotated as nuclear pore complex protein Nup205-like. Gene Ontology annotation, molecular function: structural constituent of nuclear pore. The transcript has 36 exons. The coding region runs from base 129 to 5963 and encodes 1944 amino acids. Gene Ontology annotation, biological process: nuclear pore organization. The record is from RefSeq and is a predicted model, not a curated record. Lineage: Eukaryota; Metazoa; Arthropoda; Insecta; Hemiptera; Cicadellidae. Gene Ontology annotation, cellular component: nuclear pore; nuclear pore inner ring.